UCUGUUAGAAAAAAACCAGCAGAAAGAGGCGUAAUCGUCAGUCGACGCUGAGAAAAUUAUUAAAAUUAACAUGCGUUAACCUUGUUGGGAAAAUUACCUAUAAGGAACAUCAGCUCUUCAAACAUGGAAAACGGAUUUUCAAUUCCUUUUUGUACGUGUUUCGUGGCUCUCUUUGUCUGUCCUAUGACAAUCUAUUGUGCAGAUCUCACCUACAAUGUUCCAGAAGAAAUAAAACGCCAGUAUGUGAUCGGAAAUGUAGCCAAGGACCUCGGGAUUACUGUAAAACAAUUAUCUGCUCGAAAACCUCGGAUAGACACAGAGGAUAACAUCCAACGGUAUUGUGAUAUUAAUCGAAAUAAUGGAGAAUUAACUGUUGCAGAGACAAUAGACCGGGAGCAGCUUUGUGGUUUUCAGAUUCCCUGCAUUCUCAGUUAUGACCUUGUUCUAGAAAAUCCUCUUGAGGUGCAUCGCAUAUUACUGCAAGUUGAGGAUAUAAAUGACAACGCACCCCGAUUUCCAAAUGAACGCAUUAAUUUUGAAAUCAGAGAAUCAGCAGAUAAAGGUCAGCGAUUCCGGUUACAUGAGGCACAUGAUUCAGACAUUGGACAUAACGCAGUGAAGAGCUACUCACUACAGAAAAAUGAACAUUUUAUAUUGACUGUACACGACUCUGCAGAUGGAGGAAAAUACGCUGAACUCGUACUGGAAAAGGAACUGGAUCGUGAACAACAGAAAGAGAUAGAAAUGAUACUCACAGCAACUGAUGGUGGUACACCACAGAGAUCUGGUACUGCUGUCAUACACAUUACUGUUCUAGAUGCUAAUGAUAAUGUACCAGUAUUCAGUCAAUCUGUUUAUAAGGUUACUCUGCCUGAAAAUACACCGUCAGGUACAUCAGUAAUCACAGUGAGUGCCACAGAUGCUGAUGAAGGUCCAAACGGAGAAGUAUCAUAUGAAUUCAGCAGGAUAUCAGAUAAAGCUGCGAAAAUAUUUUCUAUAGACAAGACAACAGGACAAAUUUUGGUGAUCGGAGAAAUUGAUUAUGAAAACGAAAAAAAAUUUGAGAUGGGAGUUCACGCCCAAGAUGCCUCUGGAUUAUCAUCAACUGCUAAAGUGAUCAUAGAUAUAAGCAGGGCCGCCUUAACCUAA
Molecule: messenger RNA, 1149 nt
Organism: Misgurnus anguillicaudatus (oriental weatherfish)
Lineage: Eukaryota; Metazoa; Chordata; Actinopteri; Cypriniformes; Cobitidae
Source: RefSeq, a predicted model, not a curated record